Messenger RNA from Mollisia scopiformis, 1119 nucleotides. RefSeq lists its product as uncharacterized. The record is from RefSeq and is a predicted model, not a curated record. Lineage: Eukaryota; Fungi; Ascomycota; Leotiomycetes; Helotiales; Mollisiaceae. Gene Ontology annotation, molecular function: DNA-binding transcription activator activity, RNA polymerase II-specific; transcription cis-regulatory region binding. The transcript is spliced from 5 exons. Gene Ontology annotation, cellular component: RNA polymerase II transcription regulator complex. Bases 1 to 1119 code for a protein of 372 amino acids.
AUGUCUAUUGACAAGAAAGAGGCUAGAGAGGGUUCCGAGGACUCGGGCAUGGAAAUCAACUCUCCCACGCCAGAACCUGAGACUGGAGCUCCUCAAGAAAAUCCAACGAAGAGAAAGGGUGGACGCAAGCCUAUAUAUGCUACUUCCGAGGAACGCAAGCAACGUAAUCGUCAGGCGCAAGCCGCGUUCAGAGAACGUCGUACGGAGUAUAUAAAACAGCUAGAAGAAACCAUCCGAGUUCAUGAGACCAACUUGCAUAAUCUUCAGACUGCUCACAGAAGCGCUGCGGAUGAAUGUCUUAUGCUGAGAUACAAGAACUCCCUCUUAGAGCGCAUCCUUCUAGAGAAAGGUAUCGACGUCCAAGCAGAGCUGCGAGCAAAGACUGGAAGUCCUCACCUAGGACCAACCCAUAUGCCUCAGAAUAUGGCGCAACCGACUGUACAACGGGCUAUUAUGAACAGACAUCAUCAAGCAAGGCGCUCCAACUCCAGCAUCGCGCCAAAGUUGGAACCAGGUGCUCCUCUUCAGUCUCCACAAUCUCGGCCGACACCAUCUUCGCACGCUUCAUCGCCGACGUCUAACUCUCCAGGUUUUCACAACCAAGGUGUGAUGACACCACCGGCAUCCGAUGCCAUGCAGUUUCAACAACAGCAGCAACGCCUUCAACCCGCCAAACCACAAUCGAUGCACGGUCUGCAACCGAAUCCGGGAAUGAUGGGAAAUCCAGGGGGCGUUGUGAAUCCCUUGGGGCAGAAAGUACAGGGAAAUAGCGGGACUGUUGAACAGGAGUACGAUGCACAAGCCGACAUGGUCGAAGACCAAGAUGCAACCGACUCUGGGCCAGGCCCAUACCCCGAACCGAUCCCUCAGACACAACACCAACUCAAUCCUCAACAAAUGCCCAACCCACAGCAGCAGCAACAGCAAUCUCAGCAACAACAACAGCUUGGUCAAGGCCAGAAUCAGAAUAUGCCGAUGGGAGAGAAUCCUCAGGGAUACAAUUCGAUGACGCAACUUCUCGACCCAUACGACCCAAUGCUCGACAUGGAUCCAUUUGGACUUUCAGCUUCGAUGCAAUUCCCGUCUUCCUUUUCGUUUGAUACCAGUUCGAUGAGAUGA